GCAGUGCCGCGCUAACCGCCAACGGUAACGCUUGUCACGUUAUUAUCUUGAUACUAAUCAAAUACGCGACUAACUUUUGAAAAGUUUAACAGUAACGAAUCCGUUUAAAAGUCGAAUAUCGAAAUAAACAGUGUUGUGAAACAGUGUGGCGUUUUAGCAACAACGCCGGUACGACGCGUAGCGUCAAAAACUUUCGUCGGCAAGUUUCAAAUGGUCCUCUGCAAUAAUUAGUUUGGUAAAAGUGAGUGUGUGUGCUGUGGACGCUUGAUGGUUUAAUUAUUAGAACUCGAAUUGGCGUUUGUUUGUAUUUAUUCGUGCUCACGACUGUCUGGAAUUACAAAUGAUCAAGUUGGAGGCCCCCGAAGUGCACAUGUCGCUACCCAUGCCGCCACGAGCACCGGACCCCGCCGCACUAGCGGCGUACUGGGCGGAGUAUGAGGAUCUCUGCCGGCAGAUCAGCACGGCACACCAUAAUGAUGACGAGGAAAACCAUUACGAAGAAGGCGAAUUGGAAACGGAAUGGCUCCAAGCCGCUGGUCUCGGCUCGUUGGCAGCACCGUUCCAGGCGGGCCUCGAGGUCACCGAGGCUCAGCUGGGAGAAGCCGUGCGGCCUUUGCCCCGGGAACAGGCCGCUGCUGUGCGCAGGAGAGUGAGGCGACUCAACCGGACCGUCAGGAGGCGACGUGCUGCUUCACGGGCCAAGAAACCUGACAUUAGAGAUGUCUUUAGGGACUUAGAGAAUUCGAGCGGCAGUGAGCCUCGGUCGCGCAGUGCGACUCCUGACUCGCUGGACUCGCUGCCAAGUGGAGGCUCCGGUAGCCCACCCACUGAGUGGGCUGACAGCGCUACGCCACCUGACUUUGUCGACAGCUACCCCGCGGGCACGCACGCGCCUAUCGCGCGCACUCCGUCUGCGCCCGCGUCCCGGCGUACGCGCCUCUCCCCGCCCGGCCCGCACUCACCGCACUCCCCUCCGCGUCCCGUGCACGAGCUCUUUAAACCAAAUGAUCUGCACUGGGCUGACAUUGCCUCCAAUACCGAGGGUAUUGAACUUUUGGGUUAUCAAAGAUACGGGACAGUCCAGGGGCCGAGGAUAGGCAAGGAACGCAUUAAUGGGUCCAUUUUAAAGGAGAAUGAUCUUUUUAUGAAUCACGCACCGGUUUCACGCACUAAGAGCGCUGCGUCUGCGCAACAGCCGUUAAGUUUCGAGCAUAAGUUCAAUCUGGAUCGUCAGAUGAUAGACCAUGAAGAGGAAUGGCCAGAACCGGAUAGCACAGUGGACAUCGAGACAGUCGGCGAACCGCAGUUGAAGAAGUUACAGCCGUUACUCUGGCUCGAACUGACGGCCCUCUUCGACAGAUACUCGCUGCCUUUCCACAAGAGGAAAACGCCGAAAAAGAAGCGAAAGGAAGAAGGCACAGUAUUCGGUGUCGCAUUAGAAACUCUUCUCCGCAAAGACAUGAUCCUGUGGGAGGAGACAUGGAGCUCGGUUCCGUCAGUUCUGCGAGCGCUUUCGUCUGCUCUGCGCGCGAGAACUAAAGACGAGGGAUUACUACGAGUCCCUGGAAACAAACAUAAGGUGGAGGCGCUGGUGGCGCUGGUGGAGCGGCAGUGGUACGCCGACCGCGCGGGCGUGGAGGCGGCGCUGCGCCGCGCGCCCGGGCACGACCUCGCCGCCGUGUUCAAGCGCCUGCUGCGCGCGCUGCCGCAGCCGCCGCUCACGCAGGAGCUCAUGCGCCUGUUCUACCACACCUACGCUCUAUCUGGCACGACCCAGGGUCGCGCUCUGAACCUGCUGGUGCUGCUGCUGCCGGCGGAGCAGCGCGCCACGCUGCGGGAGAUUCUGCGCCUCGUGCGAGAGAUCGUGGCCAUGAGUGAAACUAACAAGAUGAGCGAGCAUAACGUCGCCAUGAUCAUCGCGCCCACGCUGUUUCCACCCAGUUUCCUGAUCAAGGCGUCGGACAGCCUGGAGACGCAGCUAGCGACGGCGGCGAACAGCUGCCACGUGACGGAGGCGCUCAUGCGCUGGUGCGAGCAGCUGUGGAUCGUGCCCAACGCGCUGCUGGCCGCCGCGCGCCGCAAGCCGCCGCCGCACCGCCGCCCGCAGCACACGUGAGCGCCCGACGCACGCACGCGCGCCUGCAGCACAACGGAGCGCCCGCAGCACGCACGAGCUCUCGUAGCACAACGGAGCGCCCGCAGCACACCGGAGCGCCUGCAGCAUUAUGGAGCGCCCGCAGCACACCGGAGCGCCUGCAGCAUUAUGGAGCGCCUGCAGCACAACGGAGCGCCCGCAGCACGCACGAGCUCUCGUAGCACAACGGAGCGCCCGCAGCACACCGGAGCGCCUGCAGCAUUAUGGAGCGCCCGCAGCACACCGGAGCGCCCGCAGCAUUAUGGAGCGCCCGCAGCACACCGGAGCGCCCGCAGCACACCGGAGCCCGGCGCCCCGACGUGCUGCGCCGCCGCGUCCCGGACGGCGACGAGUGAUAUCGUUGUUUAAUAGAUGCAUAUACUCUGUGUUAAUUUAACCGUUAACGCAUUUAGUGUGGUAUACGACAUGUGAAUGAGAUGCCAAAUAUGAUAUAUCUAUUUUCGAUCGGUGUUAUUUAGUACUAUCGAUAAUUUUAUUCCAGUUUUUUUUUUGAGGCUGUACCUUAGUUUAGGAUUUUAAUAGAGUGUGGUGCCAUGUGAUCGUCGGACGCGUUACCACUUGUAAGAAUUCGGUUGUAGAGAUGGUGCCUUAUAUAGCAUGAUAUUUUACUUAAUUUACUCACAAUGCUUGUUUAUCCUUAAUAUAUGAAUUGUAAAUAAUAAAAUGUAUAAAUAUCAUACCAAUUGACUAGGCAAGCAAAGACUGACUUGUAUUAUCUUAUGUAUAUGUUACUCAUAAGUGUAUUUACUUCACAAAUAAAAACGUAUUAUUCAAA
Molecule: messenger RNA, 2930 nt
Organism: Nymphalis io (European peacock)
Lineage: Eukaryota; Metazoa; Arthropoda; Insecta; Lepidoptera; Nymphalidae
Gene: conu
Product: rho GTPase-activating protein conundrum
Exons: 12
Coding region: 341-2116 (591 amino acids)
Biological process (GO): regulation of small GTPase mediated signal transduction; signal transduction; regulation of actin filament polymerization
Cellular component (GO): cytoplasm
Molecular function (GO): GTPase activator activity
Source: RefSeq, a predicted model, not a curated record